UAGGACCCUGCAGAUUGUUAUGGACCAGACAUCCAUCAACACAAACGUUGGAGACAAGCACACCUUUAUGGGGUCUCUGCCAGGGACAAGGAUGUAGGCUAAGAAAGAAACCCCAAAGAAAGUUCAACACAAUAACAAAAAGUUUCGGCAUUGAGCCAUGUCAUUGGCUGCCUAACACUAGACAGGAAAAUUCGAUGGUUUCUGAUGUCAAACUAGAGACAGAUUCCUACUAUAUAUGACAAGCAGUAGCGACCGCAUAUUUUCUGCCUCAUCUUCUCAGAUUACUACUAGUUUCAACAAAGGCAACGUAAACACUCACCUGGAGGACAAGAUGAGCGCUUCAGUGGCUGUGUACCGAAAUAUUUACACCGAGGACCGGUUCAGACAGUCGUACGGUACCGAGGACAAGCCCCGUGGAGGUGGUCAACGUUUUCGGGAGAAGAUCACGGAACGGUGCAGGUGUUCCCGUGCAGCAUGCCUUCACCUGUUGAGGGAACGAAUUCCCAUUUUUAACUGGCUGCCGAAGUACAGGCUGAAAAAAUGGAUGUUAGGUGAUACAAUAGCGGGACUAACAGUCGGUAUACUUCACAUUCCACAAGGUAUGGCCUUUGCCUUACUGACGUCAGUGGCGCCCAUCUAUGGCCUCUACACCUCCUUCUUCCCUGUGGUUCUCUACAUGCUGUUUGGCACAGGACGGCAUGUAUCCACUGGUACCUUUGCAGUGGUGAGCCUGAUGACAGGCUCAGUGGUGGAACAGCUGGUGCCCACACCUCUACAGCUCAACUCCUCCAGUCCAGAGGCUGCAGACUUUGAGGCCCAGAGGAUUGGGGUUGCCUCCGCUGUAGCCCUACUCUCAGGGAUCAUGAUGCUCUGUAUGUUUGGGCUACAGCUGGGUUUCCUCUCUACAUACCUGUCAGAACCCAUCGUCAAGGCAUUCACCAGCGCUGCAGCCUUCCACGUCACCAUCUCACAGCUGCAAAGCAUGCUGGGACUGCGGCUCCCCCGCCACACCGGCCCCUUCUCACUCUUCAAGACCCUUGCGUCUGUCAUAGAGAACCUUCCCCAAACCAACAUGGCUGAGCUACUGACCUCCCUGGUGUGUCUGGCCAUUCUGGUACCGGUCAAAGAAGUCAACAUGAGAUUCCGACAGUACCUACGCACACCCAUCCCCGUAGAGAUCCUCACGGUGAUAAUAGCUACAGGAGUGGCCUAUGCUUCCUCUCUGGACUCAAACUAUGACGUUCAGAUAGUGGGACACAUUCCUGCAGGCUUCCCUAGUCCACGGAUGCCUGCCUUGCACAAGUUGCCUGAGGUCGCUGGAGACACGGUCGCCAUUACGUUCGUGGGUUAUGCUGUGUCCGUCUCACUGGCAAUGAUCUACGCAGACAAGCACGGCUACUCCAUCCAACCCAACCAGGAGCUCCUGGCCCAUGGUAUCUCCAACACAGUGUCGUCUCUCUUCACCUGUUUCCCCAGCUCAGCCACUCUGGCCACCACCAACAUCCUGGAGAGUUCUGGGGGAUUCACACAGCUCUCUGGCUUGUUCACCAGUCUGGUGGUUCUGAUAGUUCUACUGCUGAUUGGACCUCUCUUCUACUUCCUGCCCAAGGCAGUGCUGGCCUGUAUCAAUGUCACCAGCCUCAGGCAGAUGUUUCUACAGUUCCAGGACCUGCCAGACCUCUGGCGAGUCAGCAAGAUUGACUUCGUAGUGUGGCUGGUGACUUGGCUGUCUGUUGUGGUCCUGAAUGUCGAUAUGGGUCUGGCUAUUGGAGUGGUCUUCUCGAUGAUGACAGUCAUCUGUCGCACACAGAGGGCUGGGUGUUCCGUGCUGGGCAGAGCGAGCAACACAGAGAUCUACAGACCUUUAGAGAACCACAACAAGUGCUAUGAAGUUCCAGGUGUAAAGAUCCUGACAUACAACGGGCCCAUCUACUACGGCAACCGCAGCUUCUUCAGAGAGGACAUGAGUCGUCUGCUGGGCCUCACCCCAGAGAGGAUCCGCAGUAGAGAGAAGGCCAGGAAGGCCCUGGAGAAGAGGGAAAGAGAGGCUGUCAGCACUGUGGAGAGAGGUGUCGCAAACACAUCAUUUUCAUCUGAGAAUGAGUUCUUUAAAUCUGAAACAGCUGAAAGUGAAGUCCAGGCAGUACUAAUAGAUUGCAGCAGUGUGAUUUUUGUCGAUGUUGCUGGAGCCAGACUCUUCAUACAGAUGUGUAUUGAAUGCCAGAAAGUUGGGGUUUGCAUAUAUUUGGCCAAUUGCAAUGAGAGUGUUCUGAGGAUCCUAACCUCCAGUGGACUGAUGAACUACAUGAACCCACAACACAUCUUUGUUACGGUCCACGAUGCUGUGAUGUACAUUCAACAACAGAAGGAGCAAACUCCAGAAAACACGACUACCGUUUGGGUGUGAGAUGGUCGGUCGGCCAUUUUACACGUCAAGAUGAACUGAUAUGCCGUAACAUGCACGAUACAGACCAGGGGGGGAAAACAUCUCUCCCUCUACAAGAGCUGUACAUCAAGGUUUGUUCCUGGUCUAAGACAGGUGCAGUGCUGUGUUAAAUGUGUAUACUAGUAUGCCAUGGUUGGGCUUCAAGAAGGGAGCAGCGUAUUGUAGCAUUUCCGUAAGAAAUGAAGGGUCAAUCCCAGUAUUUUAAAUAAGUAUUUUAAAGGAACAAUACUGAAGAGACUUGCACAAGUGACUACAACGGUGGCAGAGCACGUAUGACGCAUAAAGUACUCCUGCUACUCACUGGAAUCCAGGAGAAGAGGCCAAUGAGAGAUGUUUAUCUACUACAGUAACCCUAGUAAACACAAAUAUAUAUACAUUAUUUGAUUAUUAUCUGUUAAAACAUUGCUUAUUAUAUCUGAAUGCUGGAGAAAUAGUGGCCAACCAUUACUGCUAUUUGUUUUGUAGUUCUGUCAUACAAAAGUGAAUAUUAUUCCGAUGGAUAAAAUGCACUGAAUGCUUUCUUAAAAGGGAGACAUGUAUAUUCACGUGAAAUAAUGCCUUAUUUGUUGUAAAUGUAUAUUUCUGUGUACUGUACAUUGUGUUUAUAAUGAAAUGCACUGCAGAAAAGGAGUGAAAUUAAGUACAGAUACCUGUAUUGUCUGCAACUGUAAUGUCCUCCUGCAGUUUUUGUAAUACUUUUAUUGAGUUCUUUUACAAUAAACAUGCUCAAAAUGUACAGCUUA
Messenger RNA from Oncorhynchus tshawytscha (Chinook salmon), 3189 nucleotides. RefSeq names its product solute carrier family 26 member 10 (gene slc26a10). Gene Ontology annotation, cellular component: membrane. The coding region runs from base 236 to 2407 and encodes 723 amino acids. Gene Ontology annotation, molecular function: chloride transmembrane transporter activity; bicarbonate transmembrane transporter activity; oxalate transmembrane transporter activity. The record is from RefSeq and is a predicted model, not a curated record. Gene Ontology annotation, biological process: transmembrane transport. Lineage: Eukaryota; Metazoa; Chordata; Actinopteri; Salmoniformes; Salmonidae. The transcript is spliced from 18 exons.